GCCAUCGCCGGGCGGAUCGGCGGGUACCGCUCUUUCCGCGGCGACCGCCUGCGCCGCUUCGCCUCGGAGGACGAGGCGAUUGCUGGCUACCUCGCCGAGGAAGAGAACGUGGUCGACGCUGGCGAGGAGGGGGACGAGGACCUCAGCGCUUGGCUUUUGCGCGCCACGCCCCAGAACGUGCCAGCCGCGGCGCGGCUGCCCGCCCCUGCUGCUGGAGAGAUCGCUGGAGAGUUCGGGUUCCUCACGCUGAAGGCUG
Molecule: messenger RNA, 256 nt
Organism: Prorocentrum cordatum
Lineage: Eukaryota; Dinophyceae; Prorocentrales; Prorocentraceae
Source: the annotation of a GenBank genome assembly